GACAGCUACAGCCUCAGGUAGAGACUCUUCUAUUAUUCUUAGGUACUAUGGUGCGACCUGUAUGAUUUAGGUACCUUGCUAGAAGUUGCGCCGCUAAAUGGUACCUAUGUUAUGGCGGCUCAUGCGCGCUCGUGUGAUUUGUGAUUCACGAAGCACGUAUGCGAACCCCAUGCGAGCUGGAUUCUACAAACUUUAGUGCCAGCAGCAGCUCAGGCAGGCGAGCUCAAGUCAAGCGACCUGUCAUCGCAACAAGCUUCAAUUUGUUUUGUCAAUCGCAUCUUAUCAGAAUCUUUCUUCUUCCAGCGAGCCGCCAAGAAGAUGUUGCUGAUUGCCUGUGGGCGUAUGCAGCAAGCUUGACGAACAGGCCCUGACAUGGAACUCAUGAGGGACGCUGUGCGCGAGCCGCCCAUGGCGCGGGACUUUUUCAGGAAUGCCUCCAGGGAUGUUUCCCCCCAGUACCGCUGGGCAAGAAGAAGCAGAAGAAGCACAAGCAGCGGAGACAGGGAGCCUGAGGCAAGCAGUUUCAGAGACUUCGCACAAAGGCCCUCUCCGCCCGGCAGCCCUGCUCCCGCGCCCCAGGUGCUGAACCGCACCUCGUCCCGAAGCAAGCGCGUGGAGGCCGGUGCUGCUGCUCCCCUUGUGCCUGCCCCUGCCAGCCUGGACCGCGGCAGUGUCAAGUCUGGUCCUGGCAGGGCCGUGGGGGGCAAGCCGGACGGGGCUGCUUCCCCGCGCGGCCCGCUCGACUUCCCCGCCAGCCCUGUGUCGUCGCCAGGGUCGGUCAAGGACGCUGCCUCGCCCGCUGCCAGGCUCACCCCGGUGCGCUCACGCCGCUCGCCCUCUCCUCAGCAGGCCCUUCCUGGACAGGCGCCCUGGGUGCCGGCGGGCAGCCCGGUGGCAGCCGCGGGGGGCCCCCGUCCCAGCAGCAGCAGCAGGAGAGGGGGCAUGGGCCAGGCAGGGGCCCAGGGCAGCAGCCCGCCGCUAGUGGGGCCCGCUGCGCCGGCGGCAAGGCAAGAAGCAGGCCAGGCACCUCCCAAAACAUUGGUGGCACACGAAGCGACUGCGCGUAGCAGCCCAGCUCUCCGUGCUGGGGGGCAGGGGCCCAACAGAGUUGCGGGGAACACGGCAGAGGCAGCAGGUGAGAGGGCAGCCAAGCCGGAGGCCCGGGGGGCCGGCCGCAGCAGCACCCCCUUCCGCCGGGGCCUGAAUGCGAUCAAGGGGCGCUUCUUCUCGGACUCGCGCAAGGCCGCCUCAGUGGAGAUCAGCAAGACGCAGCAGGACCUGCUGGCACAGCACAAGGUCAAGCCUGCGGCCAGCUCCGGAAUCAAGGAGUCGCUGGUGCACCGCUUGACGCGUGCCCUCCAGCGGCCCGGCCAGCCUGCGCGCUCGCGCUUCCUGCCCGCCCCUCCUGCUGCCCCUCUGGAGCCGCCCGCCGCUCCCAUGACUGCGGUGGCCUCCCCUCCGCGGGCUUCCAUGCCUCGCCUGCUGGAGCCCCCCAAGGCACUCGCGGCGCGCACAGCCCCCAGUGAGGAGCCAGAGCAGCCCUGCGCGGAGGGACACAGGCUGGAGGAAGCGAGGGUAGGCACAGCAGGGACGAUGGGAGGAGCAGGACAGGGGAGCGAAGUGGAGGGGCCGCAUGGGAAUAAUGACCAGGAGGCGCGGGUGGGUGACAGAUCUGUGGAGAGCGCCCCGUGUCCCGUGCGCAGCCUGGAUGUGGUGGCAGAGGCUGGCGCGGAGGGAGGAGGUGGCGCGACGGAGGGGCUGCCGCCUGGCAGCCAGGCCGGGCCAGGGGAUGUCCAGAGCAGCAGCCCGAAGGCGGAAAUGAGCAGCGCCAAUGACAGCAACACAGACUCCGACUCGGACUCGGAGCGUACUCGUGCGAGGUUUCUGCCCCGCACCCGGUCUGCUGGCGCCCCUGCCUCGCAAGCGCGCUACGCGUCGUGGGCGCAGCACAUCCCGCCUGCUGUUUCCCCCGCUGCCUCCUGGGACUCGCAGAGCAGCACCGAGUUCGCCAACACGCGGCGGCCCUCCCUCGCGCAGCGCCUGGUCAACAGUGAGAGCAGCGGCAGCGAGCAGGGCAGCCCCCGCUAUGCGCGCUCCCCGCUGGGGAGCCCCCCCGGCGCCGCCUUCGGAGGCAGGCCCGCCAGCCAGCCGCCCGUCACCGAGAAGUUCUCCCUUCCAGCAACAGCUUGUCCCUCGGUGGUGUCACCUGAGGGACCCCUCCCUGCGGCGUCGCUCUCUUCCCCGCACCAGGCUCCGGCCUCGCCUGCCCCCCACGCGGCCGUGCGCAGGAGCCUGGACCCUCUCGGGUGGUCGUCCGACGAGGACGCGGAGGAGGAUCGCGGUGCACGCAAGCGCGAGAUGGCAGCCGCGCUGCGCCAGCUCAAGUCCUUCCAGUCCGGGGGAACGACGCCCCACCCCGCCCAGGCCCCGCUGCAGCGCUCCCUUACGGACCCUGCCGCGUUCCAGGUGGUGAAGCGCAGCGCCUCGCCCAUGCGCACGCUCUGGCGCCAGGCCACCGCCGCCGCCACCAGCCUGGAGGGCCCCGCCAGCAGCGCCAAACGGCUGGGCCUGUCUGCUGCGGGCCGUGCGUUGGGCCGCUCCCGCGACCCCAGCCCCUGCCCGCCCGGCCUGCUGGCCAGCCCGCGCCGCCUUCGUCCGGAAGCCUCCCCGCAGCGGGUGCCGCAAGGUUCGUCGUCGCUCUUCGAGGACGGCCCUCGCCGGCAGGAGAGCUGGGGCACAGGGCUGCGAGGUGCGGCAGGGGCAGCGGGGGCAGCAGGGCGGGCCUCCAAGACGCCCAGCCGCGGGCGGCCCAUCGCGGCAGCGGCCGCCUUCUUCAGGUCCUUCACACCGGGGCGGCAGAGGGCCCAAGUGUUCUGAGGGGUCGGUGGAUUCUCUGAAUCAAAUGUGUUGCGUUGUUGAAGCAGGGACUUUCUAGCAACGUCGCGUUGCAAUACAAACUGCCCUGCACCUCCGGAUCUUGCGACUCUUAGCACACCACCAGAGUUGGUGCAUUCUCGUGCUGGACCGCGUGUGACACAGUCCGACAGGCCACCUACAGAGAGCCCAGCCAAUCGCAACACUUUCAGAGCUCAGGAAGCAGACUGCAACAUCGUGUUGCUCUCUGUCACGAGUGCUACAAUGCAGUCCCUACAAGAGAUUUGUCAUUAUGUAGCGAGUAUAGACGCUAAACAUUGCAUGAGGGUCAGGAAUUACAUGGUCGCCGUUCAGACUCCUGCUGAGAAAGGCCGCGCCAAGCUUGCUAAUAAUCGAACUGCUGGAGAGACACCCAGACUUCGCAACCUAGUAAAUUGUUUCAAGCAGCUAGGUUUCCAGAAGCCUAUGCAAAGGGGUACUGGUGUAAUAGCUUUUGGAGCCGUUGGGUAUUGAUAUCGGCACCCAUUGGAGCGGACUUAGCAGGCUGGACGUUUGGAGUCGUACUUCACACCAAGCAUUCGUCACUAGUCACGAGCUUAUAUUUGGGAACUCGAACUAUCGAUGUCGGUAGGCAAAGAUAGGUAUGCGAACGUUGUGCCAAUGUUAGCAGACUUUGUAGUAUGGUCUUUGUAACAAUGUCUGGGUCAAUUGUAAUCUUUCGU
Molecule: messenger RNA, 3596 nt
Organism: Klebsormidium nitens
Lineage: Eukaryota; Viridiplantae; Streptophyta; Klebsormidiophyceae; Klebsormidiales; Klebsormidiaceae
Source: the annotation of a GenBank genome assembly